Molecule: messenger RNA, 1745 nt
Organism: Beta vulgaris subsp. vulgaris (sugar beet)
Lineage: Eukaryota; Viridiplantae; Streptophyta; Magnoliopsida; Caryophyllales; Amaranthaceae
Product: eukaryotic peptide chain release factor subunit 1-3
Exons: 2
Coding region: 186-1499 (437 amino acids)
Biological process (GO): cytoplasmic translational termination
Cellular component (GO): cytosol; translation release factor complex
Molecular function (GO): sequence-specific mRNA binding; translation release factor activity, codon specific
Source: RefSeq, a predicted model, not a curated record
AUCUAUGUCAUAAUUCAUAAACAAUAAAUUGCAAAAUAGAGAAAACCCUAAGACCCUUUUACCACUAGCCAGCCGUCCCUUCGCUCUCUAAAGUUCACAAGUCCCUCCGACGGUGGCAAUACUCUUCCUUUCCAGAUCCACACGACUCUUUUUCCAGGUAACUUUGCUCCAAUUUCUGGUCUAAGAUGUCUGACAGUCAAGAAACUGACAAGAACAUCGAAAUAUGGAAGAUCAAGAAGUUGAUCAAAGCAUUGGAAGCUGCCAGGGGAAAUGGGACGAGCAUGAUUUCUCUCAUCAUGCCUCCACGUGAUCAGGUUGCUCGUGUUACUAAGAUGUUGGGGGAUGAGUAUGGAACUGCUUCUAACAUUAAGAGUAGGGUGAACCGUCAGUCUGUGCUAGCAGCUAUUACAUCUGCCCAACAGAGGUUAAAGCUGUACAACAAGGUUCCCCCUAAUGGGCUGGUUCUUUACACCGGAACAAUUGUGACAGAUGAUGGUAAGGAAAAGAAAGUAACCAUUGAUUUUGAGCCAUUCAGACCAAUAAAUGCUUCCCUUUAUUUGUGUGAUAAUAAGUUCCAUACCGAGGCAUUGAAUGAACUUUUGGAAUCCGAUGAUAAGUUUGGAUUUAUAGUCAUGGAUGGUAACGGCACACUAUUUGGUACUCUGAGUGGGAACACCAGGGAGGUGCUUCAUAAAUUCACUGUUGAUCUUCCAAAGAAACACGGAAGAGGAGGGCAAUCUGCCUUACGUUUUGCUCGUCUUCGAAUGGAGAAGCGGCAUAACUAUGUGAGGAAGACUGCAGAACUUGCCACUCAGUUUUUCAUUAAUCCAGCUACAAGUCAGCCUAAUGUUUCAGGACUUAUCCUUGCUGGAUCAGCUGACUUUAAAACUGAGCUCAGUCAGUCUGACAUGUUUGAUCCUCGUCUUCAAGCAAAGAUACUAAACGUGGUGGAUGUUUCUUAUGGUGGUGAGAAUGGUUUUAAUCAGGCAAUAGAGCUGUCUGCUGAAAUUCUUGCCAAUGUGAAGUUUAUCCAGGAGAAGAAGUUGAUAGGAAAGUACUUUGAGGAGAUAAGUCAGGAUACUGGUAAGUAUGUGUUUGGUGUUGAAGAUACACUUAAAGCAUUGGAAAUGGGGGCUGUUGAAAUACUCAUUGUCUGGGAAAAUCUUGAUAUCAAUCGAUAUACGCUGAAAAACAGCUCAACUGGUGAGAUAAUCAUCAAACAUUUGAACAAGGAGCAAGAGGCUGACCAGAGUAAUUUCCGGGAUUUAGUCACUCCUGCUGAACUGGAGGUGCAGGAAAAAGUAUCAUUGUUGGAAUGGUUUGCUAACGAGUACAAGAACUUUGGCUGCUCCCUUGAGUUUGUCACAAACAAAUCACAAGAAGGGUCACAGUUUUGCAGGGGAUUUGGUGGUAUAGGAGGAAUUCUGCGAUAUCAACUUGAUAUGAGAUCCUUUGAUGAGCUUUCUGAUGACGGGGAAACUUUUGAAGAUUCAGAUUGAUCAAUCAUCGGUUUUUCCAAGCCCAGCAACUUGAGCAUCAUCGAGACUUAAGCAGUGAAUAAGAUUCAUCAUAAUCAAGUUGCUUGCCCAGGUUACUCCUCUGAGGAUUUUACAGAAUUCUUAUUUAAGGUUUAAUUGUUCAACUUCAUAUUUCAUAUAUCGUUGUGUGUAAUACACCUUUGUUGAGUUCCCUUCAGAAUUGCUGUGCUCAGAGGAUAUACCAUUAUAUCUUGAGGUUGACCAUAA